GUAAGAGAGAACAAGAAAUGGAGAAACAGAGAGACGAUGUAUUUACAUUCACGUGGGUUGUUGAAAACUUCAGUAUGUGCCAUGAGUCUACAGGAGAAUUCUUUUACAGUCCAGAUUUCGCUCUGAAUUCUCUCCCUGGCAUGAAGUGGUACAUUCGAUUAUAUCCGCGAGAUUUUACCAAAGAAAACUGUACCGUCAUUUCUCUCUUUAGAGAUGAUAACAUUCUAGAAAACUGUAAAGUAAGUUAUAGAUUUCAAAUAGUAGAUUGCAAAGGAAAAUCAGUUUUUGAUUCUAGAGAACAAAUAUACGUUUUUACGAAACUGACAUCCGUCGCAGGUUUGCGUGUGGAAAAGAGUUGUCUUUUUCAGGCACUAAAAAGCGAUAUCCUGACUAUAAAAUGCGUUCUAAAACCUGUGAUUGAAGCAAACGAACAAGGUACACUUCCUCCACUUCCGUACACAAGUGGAAUGUAUACGGAUGUUGUGUUACGUGCUGAAUGCGAAGUUUUCAAAGUGCAAAAAGCAAUUUUGUGGGCAAGGUGGCCUAAAAUGACAGAAAAAUUUGAAACAAAACAGACCUCUGAAGAAGUUCUGGGUGUUAAGUCCGAAGUCUUGGAUGCCAUCAUCAAAUAUGCGUACACUGGAAAAAUAGAUUUCAAAGGUUAUGAAUUUCUAAUACAACUUCCCGAAGCUGCUACAAAAUGCGAAAUGCCCACUUUGAAAUUUAUAGGUUAUGAAUUUUUAACAGAACUGUCAGACGCUGCUGCGAAGUACGAGUUUCUCACUCUAAUAUCUAUGCCUGUAGUGGGACAAAAAUGCCGAACCCACGUUGAUAUGCAAAGAAUUUCAUUUCAGUGGCCAAUAGAAAAUUUCUCCAUCUUGCCUGUUAAUACAACACUAAACAGCAAUGUGUUUGCUGUCAAUAAUGUGAAAUCCUGCAAAUGGAAAUUAGUGUUUUGCUUGCGUGAAGAUACAAAGAGUAGCAGAAAAUUUGAUAUAACCCUCUGCAAAGUCUACUGCAAUAAAAUGGAACGGGUUUUUGUGAGGUGCAAGCUAUCAUUCGAUAAGUCUGAUUCUUCCGCAAACGAACGCUUGUUCGAGUUCGACGAUAGCUGGAAAUGUGCGGAGUUUUCGCGAAGAAUUUCUAAAGAUCCAAAGGAUAUGCUGCUAAUUAAGUGCGAUUUAAGGUUUUCGAAUUGCGGUCACUUUUCUGAGAUCGUGGAAUCUUUUUGUGACGUCACUUCUUCUAUAAACUCUCAUCGUUUCAGCAGUGACCUUCGUAAUCUCUAUAGAAGUGGACAUUUAUCGGAUGUCAAUAUUGUAGUGGAUUCAGAAAUAUUUCCCGCGCACAAAUUUAUUCUGUGCGCCCGAUCGUCUGUGUUUUCGAGAAUGUUCCGUAACGAAAUGAAAGAUUCCGAAAAAAAUUCCAUUGAAAUUUCUGAUAUGGAUCCUGAGAUUUUGGACGAAAUGCUUCUGUUUUUGUAUUCGGGCAACUUAGACAAACCAUUAAGAGAAACAGCUGCGCAGCUGUAUGUAGCAGCUGAAAGAUACGAUCUACCUGCUCUUAAGAGAAAGUGCUCGUCGUUCCUGAAAUGUAAUCUUAAUGUCCAAAACGCACGCAAAGCUCUGCAGUUAGCGGAUUUGUAUUUCGACAGCGAUUUAUAUGAGAGUGUAUUCGAAUAUAUAAGUACACAUGCAGAAGAGGUGUUCUAAAGUGAUGAAUGGAAGGAGAUCUCUAAAAGUCACAUGUGUGCAAAAAUGUUGGAAAAAGCCAUAAUUCGUAAUAUCUCUGCAAAAUAAUUAAUAUCAAAUUCGGGAUCAGAAUAAAAAGAAUUCCUUUUUUGCGAAAUCAUAUAGAUUCCAAUAAUUUUUAAAAUUCACCGAACUAUCUCUUUCCGAGUCCUUCCCUAAGACGACCACUUCUGAAAGCGACCACGUUUCUGAGAGCGUAUUGACACCUCAUUAGUAAGAUGACCUAUCUCCUCAAAAACCAGAAUCAUUCUAAAUCGCUGGUGGUUGUCUUAGAGAGGAUUUUAGUAUAUUUAUGUUAAAAAUCUACUUUAACAUUUCGUUUGCAGAAUUCAAAAUUAUUUCUCGAAUUUGAAAUUAUCGAUAAAGAUGUAAAUAUUUACAAAAUUAAGUACUGAAAUUCUAGAUGGAAAGUAGGUUGAAUAUUCUGCUAUUCAGUUUUACGAUUAUUUUAAAUAAUCAAUUAAUAUUGUACUUAUUCGAAAGAUUGACUGAAGACAUGGAUUUCGUUUAGGACAUUCGUAUUAGUUUACAUUUUAUAAUUUAAUUUAUGAUACUUUGUUAAGAACUGGUUAAAUUAUGCAACACAAAAUAAAAGAAGAAAUGCGUAUAAUGUUCAUCCCAUAUUUAAUUUGUAAUAAAACACAUGCAAAAACUAUAAAAGAGAAAUACAGUGGCAAACUGUAAGAAAUAGGAGAAUAUGCCAAAACCGAAUAUGAAAAUAAAAUUUACAUCUUUUACUGCAUCGUCGUCAGGGGGUUGUUGCACUAAAACAAGCAAAUAAAUAAAAAGCCCUUUUCUGAACAGGCAAAGAUACAAAUUAAGAUUUAAAAUUUUAAAUUAAAAAAAUAAUAAACUCUACAAAUUUUCCCAUUCGUUAAACUGAAGCGAAUUAAUAUUUCACUUAAGUAAGCGGUCUUUUCAGGAUUCAUAAUCCAGGUAAUUCGAUGUUUUACCUUUUUCAAAUUAUGCAUUUUUACUUCUGCAUAUUUUAUGUUACAGUUUUAAAAUAUAGUUAUGAUACUUUGUAUUUUAAUGCAGCAUUUAAUUAAUAAUGUAAUAUGAUUAUGAGUUUCUUUAUAUUUACAACCAGGAACUUAAUGAUGUUGUGCUUAACUAAUUCCGUAAUAUAGUUAUGAUACUUCUAAAUUUAUUGUAGCAUUUAAUUAGUUCUGUAAUAUCUGUAUUUUCUGUUAAUAUCUGUAUUUGAACGCUGUGCUUAACUAAUUAUGUAACACAGUUAUGAUACUUUGUGUCAGUAACUUAAUUUAGCGCUUAAUUAACUGUAUAUUAUUUGGUUAUGUCUCUAUAAUAUUGCUAUGUCUUAUUAUUGUAUACAAUAUUGCUGUUCUGUAAUAAUUAUAUAUUAUUUUGUAUCGAUAUUUUAAAGUUGUGUAUAAUACUGUUUAUAUCUGUAUUUUAACCGUUAUGCUGACUUAAUUUAACAAUGUGAUUAUGAUACUUUGUGUCUGUAUUUUAAUGGACUAAGUAAUUAAUUCUCUAAUACAGUAAUGAUACUGAUUCAGAAGUCAAACAACAAUAAUGAUACUUUGUGUUUUAAUUUUGAGCUUAAUUAAUUCUAUGAUAAUUUGUAUCUGUAUGUCAGUGCUGUGUUUUAUUCAUGCUGAAGUAUAGUUAUUAAACUUUGUAUUUGUAAAUUAAUGUAAUAUUCAAUUAAUUCUGCAGCAUAAUUAGGAUAGUAUGCACAUUUAUUUUAAUGUAGUGCUUAAAUUAUUGUGUAAGAUACUUAUGAUACUUUCUAUAUCUAGUUUAAUUUAAUGCUUAAUUAAUUCUGUGAUGAUGCUAUAUUUUAUAUCAAUAUUUUAAUGUUGUACAUAAUCGUGUUAUAUAAUUUUGUAAUUUAUAUUUGUAUUUUAAUGGCUAUGCUGUUAGUUAAUAUAUACUAAUUAAUUCAGGA
This is a messenger RNA of Stegodyphus dumicola, 3666 nucleotides long. Its product is annotated as speckle-type POZ protein-like. The record is from RefSeq and is a predicted model, not a curated record. Lineage: Eukaryota; Metazoa; Arthropoda; Arachnida; Araneae; Eresidae.